Messenger RNA from Bipolaris victoriae FI3, 846 nucleotides. RefSeq lists its product as hypothetical. The record is from RefSeq and is a predicted model, not a curated record. The transcript has 2 exons. Lineage: Eukaryota; Fungi; Ascomycota; Dothideomycetes; Pleosporales; Pleosporaceae. Bases 1 to 846 code for a protein of 281 amino acids.
AUGGCUACUCCACAAUCUCCAAAGCCCAUCUACAACAACCCCGGUCGUCCUCGUCGCGACAGCUGCCGGCCCAUGGGAGCGUCGCUGUCGAGGUCGUCGUCUUACCUCAAUGCUGCUCGUGUCGCUGCUCCCAAGGACGGAGAUGCCUUCAGCUACAACCCGGCCCACCUGCGCCAUUGGUAUUGCCCGCAAGAACUCUGGGAUCGCCUUCCCGAGCAAGUCCAAUCCAGCCUGGCCGCUCUUCAACACGCUGGCGCUGCUGUUUUGACUGGUUUCGAGCGACUCGACAAGCACCUGGAGAGCUCCGACGACAGUGAUGUCGACGGCAAACCUGCCGCUGACGACUCGCUGGCUCAGCUCGAUCAGCUUCCAUCGCCAAGGUUUCGCACAAUAAGCAAUGCCAGCAGCGUCUUCCAGUCGGACUCGUCUACGCCUCUCACCAGUGCCUCAUCCACCUCUCAAUCUGGAAGCGCGUCGCCUGUGGAAUCAUCGCUCCCGGCCUCUCAUCUCUUAUGUCCUGGCUCCCCCAUCUCGCUCCCGACCUCUGAGCGUUCUCGUUCGCGCGAGCGAUCCUUCUCGACGCCGCUCAAGUCACAUGAUGCCUAUUAUGCGGCAGAGCUAUCGCAUCUGCGCACCGAGGCUCUUCCCCGUCUCCGGCACAAGACUUACAAAGUGGACUCUGCAUGGUCCGAGGCCAAGCCUCACAUGCACGCAGACGACAUCAAUGCCUUUGAGAACUGGUUGGCGGAAAAGAAGUGCGCGAUAUUGAGUCUCAGUGAGAGGGGCAAGCGCCUUGCAAAGGCUGUGGGUAUUGCCGACACUGGGCUCGGGUGGUGUGCUCCGUAG